Messenger RNA from Lactuca sativa (garden lettuce), 2222 nucleotides. Its product is annotated as receptor-like protein 6. The record is from RefSeq and is a predicted model, not a curated record. Gene Ontology annotation, molecular function: protein binding. NCBI's taxonomy places the organism in Eukaryota, Viridiplantae, Streptophyta, Magnoliopsida, Asterales, Asteraceae.
UUAGCUCCCACUUCGCUCUUUCCCACAGCAAUGGUGACAUUUUUUCCAAGUUAGUUGAAUAUUAAUUAUACACACAAACGGUCUAUAUAAAGAACAUCGGCUUCCACAAAUCAUAAAAAUAUCAAACACUCUUCCCAUGGCUCCAUGCUUAAAUCACUUCAACUUGUUGCAAUUGCAAACCAUCUCCUUUGUAUACAUGUUGAUCACAGUCUCAUCAUUAAGCCUUGAUGAAGAAUGCUCAACCUUGUUUCAGUUUAAGCAAAGCAUCAUUAUGCAAGAUGAUGCAGUUUGUGAUGCUCGUUGGUUGCAAAAGUUUAACUCAUGGAAGCCUACAAGCAGCUCAUCGGAUACUGGUUUCGAUUGUUGUUCAUGGGAUGGAGUGGUGUGCAGCAAGGAAGAUAAGUAUGGUCAAGUGAUUUCCCUUGACUUGAGUGAAAGCUUUCUUUGUGGGCAUAUCAACUCUAGCUCCACCCUCUUCAACCUUGUUAAUCUCCAAAGACUCAACCUAGCCAUGAACAACUUUUUUGAAUCUGAAAUCCCACCUCAGAUUGGUCGUUUGAAGCAGUUAAGAACGCUUAAUCUCUCUGAUUCUGGAUUCACUGGCGAAAUCCCGAGUGAAAUCUCGCAGUUGACACAAUUGUCUUCUUUAGAUAUGUCAGGGAAUCCAUUAAAGCUUCAAAGUCAUGGUCUCCAUCUAGUGCAAAACUUAACAAGACUUGAAGAACUCCAUCUCUCCGGGGUUGAUAUUAAUUCUUCGGUGCCUCGUUUCUUGGCAAACUUUUCUUCUUUGAGUUCCAUCAGGCUAUUUGGUUGUUCACUUCGGGAUGAAUUCCCUGUAGCCAUAUUUGAGCUACCACAGUUGAAAAUUCUUAGUUUGGGAUCCAAUACCAAUCUCAUUGGUUCCUUUCCUGAAUUUCGUAACAACAGCUUACUUAAAUAUGUAGACGUAGCUUUAACAAGUUUCUUUGGAAUCGUGCCAGAAUCCAUAAGCAACCUAAACCAUUUGCUAUAUUUGCGCCUCACUGGAUGCUCUUUCUCGGGUCCCAUUCCAGGUUCGCUUUCCAACUUGACCCGACUCACUAGCUUGCGUCUUGCUGGAAAUGAAUUCACAGGCUUUGUUCCUUCACUGGUCAACUUCCAAGAUCAUUGACAAAUUGUACCGAUUUAGAGGUUCUUUCUCUUGGAGAUAAUUCUUUUGAUGAUGUCUUUCCAAUUUGGUUGGGAACUCUUGCUAAACUACAAGUUCUAGUUUUGAGGUCUAACAAAUUAUAUGGUCCAAUUCAAGAUUCGACAAAUGUUUCUUCACAAUUCUCUAAGUUACGUAUCAUAGACCUAUCUAACAACAAUUUCAGUGGUCUAUUGCAUGAAGAAUACUUCCAAACUUGGAAUGCUAUGAAAUCGGUUUAUAAUGGCGAAUCAUCUGUUUUGGAAUCAUUGAUGUCCUUGAACUCAUUCACGUCACAAAGGCCAUACUCGAUGACAUUAAUACACAAAGGUGUCAGAACACAGUUCGAACGUAUCUUAGACAUAUUCACAGCUAUCGAUCUCUCUUCUAACAAUUUUGAAGGGGAUAUCCCAUUAUCAAUCCAAGAUCUUCGAGGGCUUGAAUCACUUAAUCUUUCCAACAAUCAUUUUCAGGGACGCGUGUUUCCAUCAUUGGGGUACCUAGAGAAUCUCGAAUCUUUAGAUCUCUCUCGAAACAAGCUAUCUGGAGAAAUUCCUCAACAAUUGGUGCAACUCGGCUUUCUUGCUAUUUUCAGUGUGUCAUUCAACAAUCUUGAUGGGCGUAUACCACAAGGGAAACAGUUUAAUACAUUUGAGAAUAGCUCUUAUGAAGGGAAUCCUCGAUUAUGUGGAGAACCUUUAUCCAAUGAUUGUCGAAAUUGGAAUGUAUCAAGAUCUGAAACAACAAGCGAUGAAUCGGAGUCCCUAUUCCCAAGUGAAGGAAUUGAUUGGGUGUUUGUAUUUUGUGGAGUUGGAAGUGGGCUAGUUAUUGGGAGCUUUCUAUCUACAAGAUAUAUUGAUCGAUUCACAAAGAGGAAGAUCGUAUAGAGAAGAAACCCAGUCAAGUUAUUUUACAAAGAUGAAAGAAGCUUUUAAAUGUAUUUUAGUCAUACUAUUCUUUUGUUUUCAAGCUACUUUUAAUUUAGAUCAAUUCCAUUUAUUUAAGGUGCAGUAUUUGGUGUUUGUGUAAUUGGAAUCAAGGUUUCAUGUUCGUGUCA